Hordeum vulgare subsp. vulgare (domesticated barley) is the source of this 2726-nucleotide messenger RNA. Its product is annotated as probable beta-D-xylosidase 7. Gene Ontology annotation, cellular component: plant-type cell wall. The record is from RefSeq and is a predicted model, not a curated record. The coding region runs from base 245 to 2563 and encodes 772 amino acids. Gene Ontology annotation, biological process: xylan catabolic process; arabinan catabolic process. Lineage: Eukaryota; Viridiplantae; Streptophyta; Magnoliopsida; Poales; Poaceae. Gene Ontology annotation, molecular function: xylan 1,4-beta-xylosidase activity; alpha-L-arabinofuranosidase activity. The transcript has 6 exons.
AAAUACCAUUUUUAUUAAGGUUAGAUUUGACACAGCUAAUAAGAAUAGUACAGUACAAGCGUAGUAUCAUGUCGUCAUCAGAACUAAGCAAUUGGCCCAAAUCGUACGAGCCCAUGCUCCCCUGUAUCGCGCCGCGCCCUCUGCUUCAUAUAUAGUGCCCCUCGCCCCCCGCCAUAGCCAAGUCAGCCAGCCCGCCGGCGUCACUCCGGGCAAGUGACACACACGCGCCCUAGAGUCUAGAGCCAUGGGACGCCGCGCGCACAUCGUCCCGGCGGCGGCGCUGCUGCUGGCCUUCCUCCACCUUCACGCGGCCAUGGCCGCCGACCCGCCCUUCUCCUGCGGCGCGGCGUCGGACGCGGCGUACUGCGACCGGGCGCUGCCGGCCGAGCGGCGGGCGGCGGACCUGGUGUCGAAGCUGUCGCUGGAGGAGAAGAUCUCGCAGCUGGGCGACGAGUCGCCGGCCGUGGCCCGGCUGGGCGUGCCGGCGUACAAGUGGUGGUCGGAGGCGCUGCACGGCGUGGCGUGGAGCAAGGGCGUCGACCUGAACGGCCCGCUCCGCGCCGCCACCAGCUUCCCGCAGGUCAUCCUCACCGCCGCGUCCUUCAACCCGCACCUCUGGUACCGCAUCGGCCAGGUGAUCGGCACGGAGGCGCGGGGCGUGUACAACAACGGGCAGGCGGAGGGGCUGACCUUCUGGGCGCCCAACAUCAACGUGUUCCGGGACCCGCGGUGGGGGCGGGGCCAGGAGACGCCCGGCGAGGACCCGACCAUGACGGGCAAGUACGCCGCCGUGUUCGUCCGCGGCGUGCAGGGCUACGGCAUGUCCGGCGCCAUCAACUCCUCCGACCUGGAGGCCUCCGCCUGCUGCAAGCACUUCACCGCCUACGACCUCGAGAACUGGAAGGGCGUCACCCGCUUCGCCUUCGACGCAAAGGUGACGGAGCAGGACCUGGCGGACACGUACAACCCGCCGUUCAAGAGCUGCGUGGAGGACGGCGGCGCCAGCGGCAUCAUGUGCUCCUACAACCGCGUCAAUGGCGUGCCCACCUGCGCCGACCACAACCUGCUCUCCAAGACCGCCAGAGGCGACUGGAGCUUCAACGGAUACAUCACGUCGGACUGCGACGCCGUGGCCAUCAUCCACGACGUGCAGGGGUAUGCCAAGGCGCCGGAGGACGCGGUGGCAGAUGUCCUCAAGGCCGGGAUGGACGUGAACUGCGGCGGCUACAUACAGACGCACGGCGUGUCGGCGUACCAGCAGGGCAAGAUCACGGGGGAGGACAUCGACCGGGCGCUCCGCAACCUCUUCGCCAUCAGGAUGAGGCUGGGCCUCUUCAACGGCAACCCCAAGUACAACCGGUACGGCAACAUCGGCGCCGAACAGGUGUGCAGCAAGGAGCACCAGGACCUGGCCCUGCAGGUGGCGCGGGACGGCAUCGUCCUGCUCAAGAACGACGGCGCCGCGCUGCCCCUCUCCAAGUCCAAGGUCUCCUCCCUCGCCGUCAUCGGGCCCAACGGCAACAACGCGUCGCUGCUGCUCGGCAACUACUUCGGGCCGCCCUGCAUCUCCGUCACCCCGCUCCAGGCGCUGCAGGGGUACGUCAAGGACGCCCGGUUCGUCCAGGGCUGCAACGCCGCCGUCUGCAACGUGUCCAACAUCGGCGAGGCCGUGCACGCGGCCGGCUCGGCGGACUACGUCGUGCUGUUCAUGGGGCUGGACCAGAACCAGGAGCGGGAGGAGGUGGACAGGCUCGAGCUGGGGCUCCCCGGGAUGCAGGAGAGCCUCGUCAACAGCGUGGCCGACGCGGCCAAGAAGCCGGUGAUCCUGGUGCUGCUUUGCGGUGGCCCGGUCGACGUGACGUUCGCCAAGAACAACCCUAAGAUCGGCGCCAUUGUCUGGGCUGGUUACCCUGGCCAGGCCGGUGGCAUCGCCAUCGCCCAGGUCCUCUUCGGCGACCACAACCCCGGUGGGAGGCUGCCGGUGACGUGGUACCCGAAGGAGUUCACGGCGGUGCCGAUGACGGACAUGCGGAUGCGCGCCGACCCGUCCACGGGCUACCCGGGGCGCACCUACAGGUUCUACAAGGGCAAGACCGUGUACAACUUCGGCUACGGCCUGAGCUACUCCAAGUACUCCCACCGCUUCGCGUCCAAGGGCACGAAGCCGCCGUCCAUGAGCGGCAUCGAGGGCCUCAAGGCGACGGCAAGGGCGUCGGCGGCGGGCACGGUGAGCUACGACGUGGAGGAGAUGGGCGCGGAGGCGUGCGACAGGCUCCGGUUCCCGGCGGUGGUGCGGGUGCAGAACCACGGGCCCAUGGACGGGAGGCACCCGGUGCUGCUGUUCCUGCGGUGGCCGAACGCGACGGACGGGCGGCCCGCCAGCCAGCUGAUCGGGUUCCAGAGCGUGCACCUGCGGGCGGACGAGGCCGCGCACGUGGAGUUCGAGGUGAGCCCCUGCAAGCACUUGAGCCGGGCGGCGGAGGACGGCCGCAAGGUGAUCGACCAGGGCUCGCACUUCGUCAGGGUCGGCGACGACGAGUUCGAGUUGAGCUUCAUGGCCUGAGCCAGCCGGCCGGCGGCCGGCGGUUGGAUCGAUCGAACACGAUAAACCUGCUGCUGCUGCUGCUGCUUCGGCAGAGGAGGACUUCGAUCAUAAAUUGUAACCACGUAACUUAUGAGAAGGAGAUAAUGAUGAUAAAUUAAAAGCGAGAUCAUCCUUCUUUCCA